UCCUUGAGGCUGACCCAUGGCCCAGCAGAGAGCUCUGCCGCAGAGCAAAGAGACGUUGCUACAGUCUUACAACAAACGGCUCAAGGACGAUGUCAAGUCCAUCAUGGACAAUUUCACAGAAAUCAUCAAGACCGCCAAGAUUGAGGACGAGACCCAGGUGUCCCGGGCCACCCAGGGUGAACAGGAUAAUUACGAGAUGCACGUGCGAGCUGCCAACAUUGUCCGAGCUGGCGAGUCCCUGAUGAAGCUGGUGUCCGACCUCAAGCAGUUCCUGAUCCUCAAUGACUUCCCAUCGGUGAACGAGGCCAUCGACCAGCGCAACCAGCAGCUGCAUGCGUUGCAGGAUGAGUGUGACCGGAAGCUGGUGGCUCUGCGCGAUGAGGCCUCCAUCGACCUCUACGAGCUGGAGGAGGAGUUCUACUCGUCCAGGUACAGAUAGAGC
Molecule: messenger RNA, 442 nt
Organism: Chrysochloris asiatica (Cape golden mole)
Lineage: Eukaryota; Metazoa; Chordata; Mammalia; Afrosoricida; Chrysochloridae
Gene: MED22
Product: mediator complex subunit 22
Exons: 4
Coding region: 17-439 (140 amino acids)
Biological process (GO): regulation of transcription by RNA polymerase II
Cellular component (GO): mediator complex
Molecular function (GO): transcription coregulator activity
Source: RefSeq, a predicted model, not a curated record